AUGCAAGGGAUGUGGAAAGAUGUUGAUGAUGAGGAGACCUAUUUGUUUGACUGUAGAAACUUCCCCGAAGAACCGUGUUGUGAACCCUGGAAGCGUGCAGAGAUGGAGGCCAGAGAAAGAUCAGCUCCUUCUGCCUCUACCGAAACCCCUGCACCAGACCUGCAAGACUCUGAUUUCCUCCCUUCUGUUUCCCUUGCUGCCUUUUUGGCCCUCGUGUUUGUCUUUGUUUCUAUGAUCCUGCUCCAUCAUGGUAACAGCCACUUAUCCUUGGAUGACUACAGGGCUGCGAGCCCCACCAAGAAUCAAUUGCCCAAAAGCCGGCUUGGACUCCUUCGCCUUCUCUUCCCAAACCAGCCAGAAACUACGUGGCAGAUUCUGCAGCAAUACAUAUGUGGCCAGCUGGGAGGGACAAAUCCUGACAAACCUUGGGUCCUGGUCACCGCUGGGCUGGGUGAUGCAAGAAGCACACUUCUGUGCCUCACCAAAGCAACUCUUUCCCUCCUGACGGAGGAGAGUGCCGUGAAACUUCGAUAUCUCGAGCAAAGUAGUGUCUGGCUUCCCUGGAGGGGCGUCCUGGAAAAUGGGACCUGUGAUAUCUCUGCUGCAGAGAUUUAUGUGGGGCAAAGUCUUGUACCUUACGGCAUAAUGGUGUCCACACGGAGCUAUGUGGAUGGAAAACGGUUGGCCACCAAGAUCAACCUUGCUGUUCUGCUGAAUGGUAUCAAACGAGCACGGGAAGAGUUCCUCCUCCAAGUCUUCACUCCCAGACUGGUGUCUGACAUUUUGAAUACUGUUCUCUUUGCUGAUAGGGCAGUGGAUAAAUUGGUGGCUUCUAAUGGGAGCUUCCUUGUCCUCCUGGUAAGGUCUGAACAGUAUUUGGAAAGUGGUUUUGUUUGCUGAGGAGCAGGUGUCUGGAACGCCAACACUCUCAGAAGAGGACACCUUCCUGUCAAUGUCUAGUGUGGCUGCAGAGUAACAAGAGAGUCUGGAUAGCAUGCAUUAAAAAACAGAAGCCACUGUUCCUUGGGUUUUGAAGAUUAUAUGGGUUAAGAAACUUUCAAUCUGAAUUGUGACAUCAGGAGCACUACCCUGGUUCCAGUCAGCUGUAUUCCUGGAAAUAAACACACCCAGUAUUGUCUACACUGACUGGCAGCAGUCCAGAUUUUAGGCUGGGUUCUCUCCCAGUCCUAUGUGGAGAUGUUGCAGGAGACGGAUCCUGGCAUCUUCUGCAUACAAAACAGAUACUCUGCCAUUGAGCUGCAGCCAGCAAGCCUGGAGGAUUAAAUGCAUCCUGUUUUUCCGAAUCACUGGCUGGCCACUCACACACCUAUGGAAAGCCCAGAAGCAGGACCUGAGUGCAACAGCACUCUUCAAUUUCUAAUUCUCAACAACUAGUAUUCAUAGCCAUACUGCCUCUGACAGUGCAGUGUGUUAUAAAGCACAUUGGGUUGGAAGGGAGAAGAGGUUCUUUUUUUGGCAACUGAAACAAUGCACAGAGGUAAUAAGACCAAGGACUACAGUUACCCAGCUGCACCACUAAACUGAUAGUCUGAGGUAUACUGCCUCUGAAACUGGAAGUUCCAUUACAGUAUAUUAUGGCCAAUGAAUAAAGGAUGGUACCUCUGGAAUUUGGGAAGGGAGGGAAGGAUUUUAGUGGUUUGCCAAUUGGCUUUGCCCAUCCCAAUGAGGGUGAUUGGUUGUGGGGCGGGCUUGCUCCAUGUUGAGACACCAGAGCGGAGGGGAAAGGGGAGGGGGGCAGGAUGUGUGUUAGCCUGGCUUCCAAAUGAGAAGCAGAAUGAUGGGAGUUUUGUGUGUGAUGAGAGCAUGAAGGCAGUUCACAAACACAUAUCCAGAGUAAUCAGAGGAUAUUUAGUAUUUUGCCAGUCUCUUCAAGCAGCGCUGGGCAAUGUGCUUCCAACACGUCUUGUAAAUCUUGCUUAGCCAGCUAAUAUUUAUGACCCCCCACAACAUGACCUUUCUGAAGAUAAAUUUGAGGAGCAGUAUGCUUUUACUUGGGAUUCUGGUGGCGCUGUGGGCUAAACCACAGAGCCUAGGGCUUGCCGAUCAGAAGGUUGGCAGUUCGAAUCCCCGCGAUGGGGUGAGCUCCUGUUGUUCGGUCCCAGCUCCUGCCAAACCUAGCAGUUUGAAAGCACAUCAAAGUGCAAGUACAGUGGUACCUCGGGUUACAUAUGCUUCAGGUUACACACUCCAUUAACCCAGAAAUAGUGCUUCAGGUUAAAAACUUUGCUUCAGGAUAAGAACAGAAAUUGGGCUCCGGCGGCGCGGCAGCAGCAGGAGGCCCCAUUAGCUAAACUGGUGCUUCAGGUUAAGAACAGUUUCAGGUUAAGAACAGACCUCUGGAACGAAUUAAGUACUUAACCUGAGGUACCACUGUAGAUAAAUAGGUACCGCUCCAGCGGAAAGGUAAACAGCGUUUUCAAGAGCUGCUCUGGUUCACCAGAAGCGGCUUAGUCAUGUUGGCCACACGACCUGGAAGCUAUACGCGACUGGACCUAAUGGUCAGGGGUCCCUUUACCUUUUAUGCUUUUACUUAGCAGUCGUUCAACUAUAAAUUAGCCCCUUACAUAUAGGAGAUGCUGGAUCAGGCCGCCAUUAGGCUUCUUGGCAAGCCAUGCCCCUUCACCAUUUUAUAUUGCUUUGACUGAUUCAUUGUAUUUUAUUGUGUGUUUUCUUUCAUAUUAAUAUUCUCUUCAUUGCUUGGGGGGGGUGGCUCUGCACACACAAAAGUAAACAAACCAUAAUAUCACUUACAAAUGCAGGAGAUUUUUAUUAUUAUUGUGGGAUCACCUUAUCUGAUAUGUGCCCACUUGGGCCCUGUUACUGGUUCCACAGAAUACUUGUUCCACACUUGCAAAAAGUCAAACUUUUACUGUGGCAGCACAUAAACUUUGGAACUCCUUGCCAAUUGAAAUCAAGUGGGAAACCUUUGUGGUAUUCUUUUCGGUGCCUGCUAAAAACAUUUUUCUGUUGGAAAGCUGAUAUGGGCAUGUCGAUGUUAACGUGUUUUAAUCUCUUGACUAUUAGUUUCAAUUAUCUUUAAAUGCUUUUGUUUUUAACUUUUUAAAAAAUGGGGGGGGAGUAUUGUUUAGAGGUUUUAGCACAAUCAAGCAGUAUAUUAAUGAUGUUAAAAAAUACAUUUAUACCUGUUUCCACCAUCAAUGGACAUGGUCCAUUGUAAUGUAUAAGGGGGAAAGUUUUUGCCCUCCCACCAGGGUUUCGAAGCUACAGUACUAGAAGGAGACAGUGGAAGGUGUUAAGGAGAGAAAAAAUGUCUUACUGCUUUUGAGAAUUGUGCUGGGAUUUUAAGGCAAAUGCUGCUGUGCCUCUUGGAGCGUGCCUUAUUGUUCUCCCAUGCUCCUAAACCAAGGUACCUAAAAUCAAUGGCAGCAGUGCUGAAAAAUAGGUCAGCUUGGGGCUUCCAGGAGGCUUUCCCUGCCGGCCUUCCACCGGUUCUCUCACCUUGGCUGCCAGGCCCUGGUAGUAAACAACAGCUGCUUACCAACCUGACAGAGGAGAAUGCCAAGCUCUGCCUAAGGGACAAAGUCCCCUGAGAAUGGGAGGAGGAGAGCCAGCACCUUUGGUUUAGCAGCACCAGCAAAGGAAGCAUCUUCCUGCCUAGGCGCUCUCUCUCUUCAUUUUGGACCAGUUCAGAUCCCGCUGCAAACCCACACUUGCUCGCCAAUCUUAAGAAAGAAUAAGGAAGCAGAAGGAGAAUGCAUCAGACUUCUGGCAGGUGUGAAAAGCAACAUUGUUCCUGGAUGGAAUUGAGUUAGGAUGAGGCCACACUGUCCACAUCUCCUGCUUUUCAAGCCAAGGUAGGUUUUGGGUAUUGUUUUUUUGCAGGGGUGGGUGGGUGUAGGACACAGGCAGCUGCCUUUAUGCUAUAGAGUCAGAGCAUUGAUCCUUAGACUGGCAGUGGCUCUACCACUACAGCACAAGCCUCUAUGUGCUUCCUCUGAUAAGGCUAUCAAUGGCUACUAGCCAUGACACCUAUGCUCUGUGCGCAAGGUUUCCCAUGUAUUUCUGGUUGGCUGCUGUGAGAAGAGGAUGUUGGGCUAGAUUGCCAUUGGCCUGAUCCAGCAGGCUGUUCUGAUGUGGAUGUUUAUUUUCCCAUCCUUGCCUUAUCAAUUGCUUUGCAAGAGAAGGGCUCGCUUCCACUCUUAAACUUCAUACUGCAAACUCCCUUGGGUGGAGGACCUCUCUCUUUGCAUUUGCUGAUGCUGUAAAAACCAGAUGUUGGGGACCUUUGUCUCCCCACCUCCACCAAUGCUGAAGAACUACAACUCCCAUCAGCCUCAGCAAGCACGGCCCUAUGGCAAGCCAAUCGUUGCAUCUUGUGGGCCAAAGGUUCCACUGCACUGAUGCUGCUGUAUGAUUACUGUCACUGAGCUUCCACCUGCCCUUGUUUUUUUAGUCUCCUAGGUAGCAAAGAAGGCUGUGUUGCUGACGGGUCUCCCCAUGGCUGAGAAGGAGGUCCAGGGGCUGGAGGCCGAAUGCCCCAUCUGCUGGAACCCUUACGACAACACUUUCCGCACCCCCAAGGUCCUUCAGUGCCAACAUUCCUUCUGCAUUGAGUGCCUGGCUCAUCUCAGCUUGGUGUCCCUGGCUCAGAACCGCUUGCAGUGCCCACUCUGCCGCCACCCUACUGUCCUCCCCUCUGACCAGCCCGUCACUGAGCUGCCCACCAACGAGGCCAUCCUGCGCCUGCUGCGCCUGGAGCCCAACCACAUCAUCCUGGAGGGCCGGCAGCUGUGCUUGAAGGAGCAGCGCAAGAGCAGGUACUUCCUCCGCCAGCCCAGGGUCUACACCUUGGACCUGGGCCCAGUGACAGAUCCCAGCAUUGACAGCUACCGUGAGCAAAGCCGCCCAGCCAGCACUACCACUGCCACCACAACCCUGCCCAACCACCGCCGCUCCCCAAUGUGGGCGUGUGCCUGCAACCCCCAGCUCCGGAUUUUCACCUACCUGAUGGCUGUCAUCUUAAGUGUGACUUUACUACUCAUCUUCUCUAUCUUUUGGACCAGGCAGUUCUUUUGGGGGUGGGGGUGA
Molecule: messenger RNA, 5070 nt
Organism: Podarcis lilfordi (Lilford's wall lizard)
Lineage: Eukaryota; Metazoa; Chordata; Lepidosauria; Squamata; Lacertidae
Source: the annotation of a GenBank genome assembly